GCGAGUUCGCGCUGCGCUAGGCUCACAGAUGCGAGUGCGCUGCGAUAGAAGAAAAAACAGGGUCGAAACGACAACCGAAGGGAGGACUGUGUAGUGUAAUCAUGUGUCAAGAAUCACGUGCUGCUGCUGCUGCUGCUACUGCUGCUGGCCUGCUGCUGCGCGGCGAGCGCCGUCGCCGAGGCGGGCCUCGGCGGAGAGCGCGAUUAUGCGGCCUUUUCCGCGACCCGCACAAAGAAGAGGCGCCCUCCGUCAGCCUCGACCUGCCACCGGCUCGCGUCGACCGACCCGGCCGCGUGCCACACCUCCACAGCCCAGUGCGCCAGCCCGCAGAAGUUGCCCUCCUCGAUGCCCCAUCCCGUGGGCCACGCGGCCAAAGCGGUGCCGAGAGGCGGCGGCGGCGCCGCGGUCGCCUCGAGACGCGCCGCGACGGCGUCAAAGGCGAUCCGCCUCGCGCCCGUCGCGGCCGCCUCGGCCAGCAGCGCCUCCCCGGCCAGCCGCGGGAGGUCGCCCUCCGUCUCGAACCAGCACGACGAGCGGCCGUCGGCGCACGCCUCGUCCCACGCCUUGAGCUGGCGGACAAAGGCCGCCAAGCUCUUGAGGCCGGGCGAGGGCGCGGCGGGCGACGGGGCAAGGGAGCAGCCGGGCGAGGAGAGGUAGGAGGUGCUCGCCGGCGAGCGCUCCCGCGCCAGAAUGUGGCCGCAGGAAGAGCCUCCGGCGGGCCUCCGGCGGACGCCUGGCGGCGUGGCGCUGCGCGCCGGCCUGCGGCCCAAAGCCCGAACGAGCGGUCAAGUUAACUUGACGCGCCGAAUCCCUU
This is a messenger RNA of Emiliania huxleyi CCMP1516, 814 nucleotides long. RefSeq lists its product as hypothetical. The record is from RefSeq and is a predicted model, not a curated record. The coding region runs from base 102 to 794 and encodes 230 amino acids. Lineage: Eukaryota; Haptophyta; Isochrysidales; Noelaerhabdaceae. The transcript has 2 exons.